Messenger RNA from Microthlaspi erraticum, 1143 nucleotides. NCBI's taxonomy places the organism in Eukaryota, Viridiplantae, Streptophyta, Magnoliopsida, Brassicales, Brassicaceae. The record is from the annotation of a GenBank genome assembly.
AUGGAUGUGCAUAAUGCGUUUCUCCAUGGUGAUUUGGAUGAGGAGGUUUACAUGAAACCACCUCCUGGUUUCAAAACUGAUGAUCCAACGCUUGUGUGUCGCUUGAGGAAAUCUUUAUAUGGUCUGAAGCAAGCGCCAAGGUGUUGGUUUUCAAAGCUGAGAGAUGCUCUUGUCAAGUAUGGUUUUGCUCAGUCCUACUCAGAUUAUUCACUCUUCUCGCGGACAAGGGGAUCAUCGGAGUUGUAUGUCUUGGUUUAUGUGGAUGAUUUGAUUAUUGGUGGCAAUGAUCCCGCUGCCAUUAAGGAGUUUAAAGCUUACUUGAGUGUUUGCUUUCACAUGAAAUAUUUGGGGAAGUUGAAGUAUUUUCUCGGCAUCAAAGUGGCUCGGAACCAGAAGCCAGCCACGUUUCCCAUUGAGCAACAACAUAAGUUGGCAAUAGCGGAGGGUCCGUUGCUUAGUGAUCCAGAGAGGUAUCGGAGGUUAGUUGGUCGGUUGAUCUAUCUUGCUGCCACGCGUCCUGAUUUGGCAUAUACGGUGCAUAUAUUGUCACAGUUCAUGCAGUCGCCUCGCACCGAUCACUGGAAGGCGGCAUUGCGAGCUGUAAGAUACUUAAAGGGGACGCCUGGACAAGGGAUUCUUUUGAAGUCGGAUAGUGACUUUCAGAUACAUGGAUGGUAUGAUUCGGAUUGGGAAGGUUGUCCUUUGACAAGGAAAUCUGUGAGUGGCUGGUUUGUCACUCUUGGCUCGUCACCGGUGUCUUGGAAGACGAAGAAACAAGAAGUUGUGUCUCAUUUUUCGGCGGAGGCAGAGUAUCGGUGUAUGUCGAAAACUUUACGCGAGUUGCAGUGGUUGCGACGCAUACUUGAAGAUCUUGGUGUUGCUCAUGACACUCCUAUGGACAUGUAUUGUGACAAUCAGGCAGCGCUCUACAUCGCUGCUAAUCCUGUCUUUCAUGAGCGCACCAAACAUAUUGAGCGGGAAUGUCAUAGUGUUAGUGACGCUGUGCUCAACAAGACCAUCGUCACAAACAAGGUCAAGACAACGGAACAACUUGCGGAUAUCUUUACUAAGGGUCUUGGCCGAUGGGAGUUCGAGAGUAUCAUGUCCAAGUUGGGAACAUGUAACUUACACGCUCCAACUUGA